AACAGUGCAGUUGCCUUUCACAAGCAUCGCCGAUAGGACGCGGCGUGAGCUGCCACAGCUGGCAGUAGCACGAGAAUUUACAAAUUAAUCAAAUAAACAACAAGAACCGUUUGCCGACUGCAAUGUUCAACGCAUCUAUCAACAGAUUCAAUGGUAAUAUGGACUCCCAGGGUGAGAGAAUCGUUGAUUGAUCUAGAAUUUAUUAUCAAGCUCAGGAUAUCUGACGCUCCAGGCUCUCCCGCAGAGUACGUUUGUCAAACAAUCGAGUGAGAUCCCGUUGUGCCCCGUUGUCGUGCGAAAGACCAUGGACAAUAAGUGAUGUGAAUUUUUUUUUACAAAUAAGUGGAAGAGAAAAAUUUACUUUUAUUCAGCAAGGACCCACGUGUGGGCUGGGCGUUGGUUAAAUUCCCUGUCUUCGCUAUUUUGUUCUUUCCAAGGGAACAGAAAACGUGAGUGGUGAAAUGAAUGCUCAGUGAACUUCAGUGAAAAGAAAAAUCAAUUCUGAGAAUACUCAAGACGAAUUGUCAUUGCCACUGGUGUACGAGGAUGGGCAAGGAUCCAGGAUUAACGUUCACCACCAAGGGAUGCCACCUCCUGGCCAUUUGGCUCCUUGCCACGUGUGUGGCGAGUAACAACGUCAAUGAACCCCCAAUUUUCGAGCCGGGGGGCUUUCCACUUGGCUUACCACUCUCCGAAGCGACCGAAGUGGGCACCAAGAUAGCCACCCUGAAGGGCCACGACCCGGAAGGUUCACCAGUCAAAUAUGGAAUCCAACCAACUGACAAGUUUACUGUUGACCCUGUCAGUGGUGUCAUCACCCUCGCAAAACCCCUGGAUCGUGAGGAAAACGACACAGUGCGAUUUCUCGUAAGCCUCGAGGAUCAAGUGACAGAGGGUCAACAGCCCAACAUCGUUGGUGUAGAUGCUUACGUCAUCAUUCUGGAUGUCAAUGACAAUCCACCAAAAUUCUCGGGCACUCCUUACGAGGCAAUGGCCGACGAAGAUACUCCAAUUGGUACGACAAUACUCCCUGGUAUACGUGUCACUGAUCCAGAUCUCAUUGGAGGCAAUAUUGAAUUGUCCUGUGUAUCACAGCUCCAGUUUCCCGAUGCCUGCGCCAAGUUUGGCAUUGUCGACGUGGAGAAGAGUGAGAAUACAUACGUGGGUGCACUGGUGCUACGUGAGCCACUUGACUAUAAGCAGAGGCCCUUUUACCAAUUGCUACUGCGGGCUAGUGAUGGUACAAAUGUAGAGACCACUGGAGUGGAAAUUAAAGUGGCUGAUAUACAGAACAGUCCCCCCGAAUUUUUGGAUUCCCUGACUGGAAUAGUCAAGGAGAAUGAUUCAAUUGGUACAUUAGUAAUGACGGUAAAGGCCAGAGAUGGUGACAGGGGAAUGCCGCGACAAAUUGUAUACGAACUGGAGACCAAUCCAUUUGAUUAUUUUCUCCUGGAUCGUGAAUCAGGUGAACUGAGAACAGCGAAGCCCUUGGAUCGAGAAGCCUUGGAAGACUCAACGGGGGUAUUGACGUUAAAGAUAAAAGCACGAGAAGUUGUGAAUGGUAUCCCUGGUAACGAUGAGUCGACAGUUUCGACAGCAAAUGCAACGGUAACGAUAAAAGACGUGAAUGACGAGCCACCGACGUUCAAUAAACGAGAGUACAAUAUAGAGAUACCUGAAAACGUGCCCGAUGGCACGCUUUUGCCCCAUCUAGACAUGACCGUUAAAGAUCCAGACGUUGGAUUUAACUCGGAAUUCUCUCUCCGCCUGGAGGACAUAACGGGUGCAUUUACCGUGGAGCCGUCCGUUGCAACAGGCAGUACCUCUGUCAACAUUCGAGUAUCGAAUGGUUCCCUAGACUACGAGAAUCCAAAUCAGCAGAAGUUCAUAAUUCUCGUAAUAGCCGAGGAAUUACACACAAACCCAAAGUUAUCAUCAACUGCAACUGUUACGGUGACAAUAACGGACGCAAAUGACAAUGCCCCGUCCUUCAGUUCUCCCACCUACACAGCAGUGGUCUCGGAGACGUCACCCCCAGGCACCCCAGUGGCAACAAUCAGAGCGAAAGAUCGUGACAGUGGACGUUUCGGUACCGCAGGGAUAGUUUAUCAGUUGCUCGGUCAGGGAGCUGAGCACUUUGCAGUUGACAAGCGCAACGGGAGUAUAGCAGUUGCCCCCUGUCCCUCCCCAGGUGCCUCACCAUGUCUGGACUUUGAGGAGCAGAACGAGUACUUCUUGAACUACAAAGCAAUCGAUGACGAUGGCAAUGGACAAACGACAACAGUCUCCCUGAGGAUAUCCCUGGCAGAUGCCAAUGACAGUCCUCCAAAAUUCCUACAGGAGAAGUACAGGGCAGUGGUUGAUGAAGGUGCUGACAAGUUCGAGCCAGAGCUGAAGGUUCAAGCACGCGAUCGAGAUAAGACGUCAAAGAUAACGUACUCUAUAAUCGAUGGAAAUGAAUUAGGCUUCUUCGAAAUCCAUCCCAGUACUGGGGAGAUCAGAGUAACCAACAAUGGGCCAGUUGACCUCACCAAUUCGACCCACGAUUGGAUAUCACUGACAGUCAGUGCAACAGAUGGUUUAUUUUCCGAUACAGCGAUUGUCAACGUUACGGUACGAGACGUCAACAACAACGAACCCAUAUUUCUACACGAGGUUUAUACAGCGAGUGUACCAGAGACAGCAUCUCCUGGUACAGAAGUCGAGGAACUAUACGCCACUGACGCCGAUAGUGGCGUUAACGCUGAAUUGAAAUAUCGAAUCCAAAAGGGAGCUUUCGAUGAUUUUGUGAUCAAUGAAACAACGGGAAUGAUAUCGGUCUCAGGUAAUCUGGACUACGACACGAGAAAUGUCUACAACAUCGAGGUUAUUGCACUGGAUGGAGGCAUCCCAAGUCUCAGUGGAACAACCACAUUGAUGAUAAAGAUUGAAAAUACUAAUAAUAAGGCCCCUUACUUCACUCCAAACACUCAACGCGCAGAAGUCACUGAAGACUCCCCAGUGGGAACAGUCUUCACAUCUCUAAAAGCUGUUGACCCUGAUAGCACAACUCAGGAUGCCCUGAGAUUCUCGAUAACUGAGCCGAUAACAGCGAUCGAUAAGAAUGGCCAAUUGGUCUCAUCCAACAUAACUUCCUUCAAGGAUUUUUUCGCGAUUGAUCCAAAGACCGGACAAGUCUCAGUGGUUCGUCCCCUGGACCGAGAGACAGCUGCAACUGUCAGUCUGAAUGUCAUUGUGACGGAUACAUCGGCUUCUGGGGUUCAACAGGGUACGGGAACUCUUGUUAUCACGAUAAUAGACGUCAACCAUUUGCCUCCUGAAUUUUUGAAGCCAUGGACAAAGGAAAAUCCAAAAUAUCCCAUUGAAAUGCAAGAGGAGCAACCGACUGGAGCAAUAGUUGGGGCCUUCACAGCCACUGAUGUAGACAGCAACAUCUCAGGAUACGCAAUAGACCCACCCAGCCCAUACUUCAACAUUGACAAUGUAACGGGAAUCGUUCGAACUAGUCAAGUGAUUGAUUAUGAGGAAACCAAGCAACUUGAGUUUACAGUUGUAGCGUACGAUUCUGGAGUUCCUCAGUUAUCAUCAACUGCUAAAAUCACGGUCAAUAUCAUCAACGUUAACGAUCAAGAUCCCAAAUUUCAACAGCAGUCUUACAACGUCACUGUGAAGGAGAAUGCUCCUCCAGGGACUCACGUGACUGUGGUUAAAGCUAUUGAUGGAGACGAAGGUGCAUUCGGAGAGGUCAGCUACAGCCUCAUCGGCGAGCACGCCUCCGACUUCAAUAUUGGACAUGAAACUGGAGAGAUUACUGUUGGAGUUGCUACUGUUCUCGAUCGUGAGGAGAGGUCGGAGAUAACCGUGACGGUGAUGGCAAGUGAUAAUGCUCCAGUGAACUCCAGAAGAACAACAACUGUUCCUGUUGUCAUUCAUCUGGAGGAUGUCAACGACAAUAAACCACUUUUUACACAGCACAGUUAUCGUGCCUCAGUUGCUGAGAAUCUCUCCAUCAAUCCACCAGCUACGAUUCUUCAAGUUCGGGCUGAGGAUAACGAUGAGGGCUUGAAUGGAAAAGUAUCAUACACGAUAGUGAGUGGGAACGAUGACGGAGCGUUCAAUUUGAAUGGAGAUUCAGGAUUUUUGUAUCCAGCAAUCAGCCUCGUCGGUCGUUCUGGUAAUUACAGAAUUGAAGUUGAGGCGAGAGACGGAGGAGGCAAGGGACCCCACUCGGACAGAGCCUUCGUGGAUAUCCGAGUCAUUCCUGUCAACCAACAUAAACCUGAAUUUGUAAUGCCAGAGUUGGCAAACGCAACAGUGGAGGUGCCAGAAAAUUCUGGUGUACCAAACUAUCUUGUGAUGACAGUGAGAGCAAUUGACGAAGAUUCAGGGGAGAAUGGAAGAAUCAAUUACUACCUAAAAGUGGGAAAUCGUAAUGUCCCAGAGACCGAUGAAUUUGUUAUCGAUCAAGAGACUGGAGAACUUCGAGCGAAAAUCAUUCUCGAUAGGGAAGUCAAGAGCAAGUUUGAGUUGGUUUUGGUUGCCACAGAUCAUGGAAAUCCAACAAAUUACGAGAGUCUACGUUUAUUAACAAUUCUACUUGUCGAUACAAAUGACAAUGUUCCCGAAUUCUAUGAGGAGUACAAUUUUCAAGUGCCGGAAAAUCGACCGAAGGAUUACGUCGUCGGUAGGGUUGCAGCUGAGGACAAGGACGAGGGACGACACGCCAGGGUUUACUACUACAUCGCGGGUGGCAAUGAUAAUAGUUCAUUCUAUAUCGAUAAAUCGGACGGAACAAUUUACGCAAAUAGAACGUUCGAUCGAGAGACACGAGACAGUUAUGUACUGUCUAUUCUAGCUGCUAACGAUCCAGAUCUUUACGUUUCUUCGUCAGACGCUGAUAAAUCGGUGAUACUUAAUCCUGAGCAUGGACAUGUCAACGUAACGAUAACGAUUUUAGAUGAAAAUGAUAGUCCACCGGUAUUCGAGAGAAGCGAUUAUUAUACAGGAAUUAAUUCAAUGGCUAAUGUCAAUGAUAUUGUUGCUAAAGUAAACGCUUAUGAUCAGGAUCUCGGGGAGAAUGGCACUCUAUACUACUACGUUGCAUCAGCAAAUCUGUAUAAAUAUGGAUCGGAUAAGCCAAGUGGAUCGAUAGUACCGAGUCCAUUCAACGUAUCCCAGGAUGGAAAACUCAGGACCAGUGGAUACAUGGCCGAGUACAAUCAGGACAGAUUUAUAGUUGAAAUUGUUGCAAAAGAGACAGCCUCACCCGAGAGAUUUGCAAUGGCAAGAGUUCACGUGUGGGUAUUCGAGCCUUCGCAAUUGAUAAGAGUUAUCCUAUCACGCCCACCAGACGAAGUUCACAGGCAAAGGGACGAAAUAGUAUCGGAAUUGUCAAACGCAACACAGAGUAGAGUUGUUGUGGAUGAGAUAAGGUACCACGUGGAUUCAGCUGGAAAGAUCAGGCGAGAGUGGUGUGAUAUGUAUUUGCACGUUGUCGAUCCCAAAAAUCAGAAUAUCACACCAGUACCACAGGUUCUCCGAGCUAUUGACGCCAAAUACGAUGUCCUCAAGGAUUACUAUAUUGGUUUUGCCAUUGAAAAUGUUGUUCCUGCCUUCGCCGGUCGACAGGAAGCGCCCUUUGAUCCUGCUUUGGCUGCUCUCAUAGCUCUUCUAGUUGUAUUACUUGUUGGAGCUGUCACUGUCACCGUUGUCUGCUGCUGUCUCAGGCACUGGGUCAUCACUGUACCCAGUGAUAUCAGGAAAAAAGACGGACUCAUCAAGAAACAGAUUAUUGACGAGUUGAAUACUACGGAAAAUCCACUGUGGAUUGAACAGAAGUUGAAGCUGUAUGAGGAACAGGAGCUGACGAUGCAGGUCUUCAGUGAACCCGAGGGGGGACUUAUAACGGAGAGAAGGGGCAGUGGUGGUAGUGUUGGUAUGGAUACCUCGCAGGACAACACUUAUGCCACUAUUCAACAUCCAACACCUGCCAAUAGGCAUCGCCCGACAACACCUGAUUAUACGACAUUGCCUGGUAAUCACAGUCUUUAUGAAUCGGCAAUGGGAUUUCAGGGAUCAACGUUUCAGCCAUCAACAACUGUUGUUCCACAGUUAACGCUAGACCGAGAUGGACAGCCGCAAUUUGUCUCGGGACUCGUGUAAAAGGCCAAAUUAUCAUUUCGAAUUUUUUUAUUUCAUCGCAAUCAGUGUAUUCAGUAGCAAAGGUUUUCGAAAAGGCUGCGAAUGUUGAAAUCUGCGUGAGAUUGAAAAAUUUUCCUCAGGGACUUUUUAUAGAGCGAGUCGAGGCUGUAAAAAAGGCCAUGAGAAUGAUAUUUUUAUCUCUCUUAGAUUGGAAGAUAUUCAUUAUUUGGUGAAACUUCAAAGGGUUUUCGCUACUGCACUGGAAACUGUGAAAUGUGCCUAUUUGUCAGACACAACCAUUCAUCUUCGCAUUAUUUAUUAUAAAAAUUCGAUGGUCCAGUGAUUACUGGAAGGAAUUAAUAUUAAAAACUCACAUCCAAGAACCUUGACAAUAACUGAAUCAUAUGGUUUGGUUCGAAGUGUGAGUUUUUGAGUAAAAUUUAAUGUUUCAUUCAAAACGGACUAUUUCUCAGAUUCAUAUACAUCCCAUCGCGUCAUAAUCAUCGUCAUGUAAGCUCGUUUAUCUUCUGUCUCACUGACAAUUUCAAUGGUAAAAUUAAUAAUUCAAUGAAUAAGUAUUAGGCAUGUUAAAGGAUUUAUUAGAGAAUUGAACUUGAAAACGAUUAUGUAUCAAUGUAGCUGGUGUGUGCAUGUAUAUAUUUGUGCGUUGCCAAACUGGGGUACAAUAAUAAUUGACGAAUUGAUUUUGCCGAUUGAGUCGAGGUUAAUCCUACGCUAGAUCGUUAAUUUUAAGAUCACCUAUUAAAUGGAGAAAAAAAAUUGUAGGGUUCUUUUGUCGAGCGACCGACGCUUGACACGACAGGUAUAUUAUGUAUAUAAGUGAAUGUUUAGAUGGAUCCGUCCAGCCCAAGUCCACACUUUUUUCUAAUUAACUGCACUGUUGAAAAGAAAAACUAAUUGAAUUUUCCGGAAGAAAACUCAAUUCUUAGCAGAAAAAAAAUUGAAAAUAAAAUUCCUUGAAAUGUCCGUAGUCAAAUGAUUUGCUAGAAAUUUUCGAGGUCUUUACCGGAAAUUUUACUGGGAAAUUUUUAACAGUGUAUCGUAAAAUAUAUUCAUACUGCUCUCAUUUGUUGUUCUUUUAACUAACUUAUGCAUUUUUAUUUUAUACGUUUAUACUGCCAAUUUGUGUGGGCAUCCCAGCUCAUUGUUAAGUCAUUAGCCAUUACUCGUAAUUAUUAUUGUAAAAGUUUAUGAGUGAGGUAGCGUUGAAUAAUUCACGAUCGUUCGAAUGUUGAUGAAUAAUUUCAAAUAUUUAAUUUAUCCUGAUGUUGAAAUUGUGAGGAUAUUUUGAAACUGUGAUUUGGUGAUGGUUGAUUGGUAUUGAUUGUGAAUUUAUCGAGUGCAUUAACUAAUUAAUGAUUUUGUUAAUUGAUUGAGUCCACGGGACUUUGGGCGGACUUAGUCAUAUCAUAGUUGAAUUAAAAAAUCAAUGGAAAAUUGAAAAAAAAAAUAUAUAUAGAUAAUUGAACGGUGACGUCGAUUCGCAACGAAUCCCGAUUCCAUCCGUACGAUUGAAUAAUUCUUCACUCGCCAACAAUGGUUUGUACAACUUAAAAGCGCUCAAGCCGUCCUUCUUCCAUUUUUACAAAACUCAUCAAAGCAAAUAAAGAGAUAGUGAGGUGUCAAUGAAAAUUCAUAAAAAAUGGUGGAUUUUGCUGCGAAUAGCAAUCACCGGGCAAAUUUAGGGUCCCACGUAUUUAGGGUAGAUGUUUUCACGAAUUAAUUUGAGGGAAGUGAUUGAACGACAAGAUGAAUACAGGACAGCAGACUACUUCCCUGAUAAUCCGUGUUAUCAUUAACAUCGUAUAUAUUAUUACUACAUUGUAUGGUUGCUCUUAUUAUUAAUCGAAAUUAGGAAAAAUUAUUGUCUGUUUAUUGAUUACAAUAUUGAUUGUAAUACUGUAACAUAUUUUAUGUAAGCGAUUAUUAUAAAAAUAUUCGUACGCAAUAA
Messenger RNA from Diachasmimorpha longicaudata, 8113 nucleotides. RefSeq names its product cadherin-87A (gene Cad87A). Gene Ontology annotation, molecular function: calcium ion binding; cadherin binding. Gene Ontology annotation, biological process: cell-cell junction assembly; cell-cell adhesion mediated by cadherin; homophilic cell-cell adhesion. The record is from RefSeq and is a predicted model, not a curated record. Lineage: Eukaryota; Metazoa; Arthropoda; Insecta; Hymenoptera; Braconidae. The transcript is spliced from 7 exons. Gene Ontology annotation, cellular component: plasma membrane; catenin complex; adherens junction. Bases 547 to 6162 code for a protein of 1871 amino acids.